Molecule: messenger RNA, 2307 nt
Organism: Sordaria macrospora k-hell
Lineage: Eukaryota; Fungi; Ascomycota; Sordariomycetes; Sordariales; Sordariaceae
Biological process (GO): double-strand break repair via homologous recombination; mitotic G2 DNA damage checkpoint signaling
Cellular component (GO): Mre11 complex
Molecular function (GO): damaged DNA binding; protein binding
Source: RefSeq, a predicted model, not a curated record
AUGGCGCCCUGUUCUCUCAGCUUCUCUUUUACCAAGAGAGAAAUCGACGCUGGCUCCUGGAAGAGGCUACGUGACCAACUCCAGCAGCUCGACAUCAAAUACAUAGGGUCUUACGAUCAGCUCACCACCCACGUUGUCAGCAAGAAACGCAACACAUCCAAGACACUUCAGGCACUGGUCAGCGGCAAACCCAUCGUAUCCGAUAGUUUCGUCACUGCCGUUGUUGCGGCUGCCGCAGUGUCUGAUGACGCUGACGAGGGGACGGCCAGUGCAUUGGAGAGCAACUUCGAUGAGGCCUGGCCCAACGCCGUUGACCACUUGCCACCUCGUGGUGAUGAGCCUACCGAACGACCGCCAGCCGAUUAUGCACCCGACGAGCGGCGACAAGACGUUUUUGCUGGGUACAGCUUUGUUUUCUACAACCAGAAACAACACGAGAACCUGGCGCCCGUGAUUCAAUUGGGCCAAGGCAAGGCUUUCUUCAAAGAAGUGGUGGAAGGCGUCACCGAAGUGGAUGACUUUGUGCGCUAUGUCAAAUCGGUUGCCGGUGAAAAGGGAACUGGGUCGCUCGAUGAUGAUGGUGAGGGGAAAAGAGUCGUGGUCGUUCGAUAUCCUCCUGGAAAGGGCGAUGACGUUGAAUGGUGGACCAACUUCUACACGAGCUUUGCCAGGCAUCUUGACCAUCGGCCUCCUGACCAGAAGGAGUUUCUUGAGGCCAUCCUCGCCUGCGAUGCAUCUCUGCUGCGACGACGCCUCGAGGAAGACACCCAACCUACAUCAACCGCAAAUCCCACGCAGAGGACCCAACCUCAGUCGGAGGAUCGCAUGCAAGUUGAUCAGCCCGAGAAAGAGAAUGAAGAGCCUACCCCGCCUCAACGACGAGCCCGUGCAGGCGGCCGAAGUCGCUUCAAGGGUUUCGAUUUCGACUCCGACUCCGACGAAGACAAGUCCAUGGAAGACAUUCCUGCAGCUGCCGCCACAAAGGCAACACAGCCAGCCACGGAGAUACCCGCAUCGCAAGACAGCCAGAGUCUCUUCGUCUCACAGCGACAAGAACCCGUCGACGAAGAAUUUUCAGAGCAAGAAUCACGUCCUACCACUACUACACGCUCUACCCGCAGCCAGCCAAAGCCAACGUGUAAACGAGCGCUGUCGCCGCUUCCCGAGCACGACGUUUCGGAACUGUUAGAUGCCAUUGCCCCCACCGCCACCGCCGCCAAAAGAAGGCGCAUCGAGGCCGGACAACCAGCCCUCCCCGAGCCAACUCCCGAACCAGAGGAGCCACCAGCCGUUGUCGAAGACGACAAAGUAUCGGACUCACCCAAGGGCAAUGGAAAAACAGGAGCCAAAGGUAAGGGGAAGAAAGCCAAAAAGGGAGACGACCCCAUAAUUGAACUCGCCCGGCAAAAGCGCGAAGAGGCCGAUGCCCUCGCGGCCGCCGAGCGUCAAGCGUUGCUAGAUGCCGCCGGCGACGAUGAGGUUGACUAUGCUGCCAUCCGCCGUCUGCACAUCAUCGAAGAAUUCGAUGUGCGCAUGCCGAACCGCGAUGUCGACGACCUCGAUGAACGAGAAGAAGCCAUUGCCGACGGCAGGUGGGAUCCGCGUUGGAACGGUCGGAGGAACUUUAAGAAGUUCCGUAAGCAGAAGCGUGGUGGCAGCGACAACGCUUCUGGCGACGGCGCUGCCGUUGAUCAGCAGCCGCGACGUCCCCUCAUCACGCUAGAGGAAGUCAAACCCAAAGAAUACGGCAUGGGCGACGGCUACUGGCUUGAAGACACCGCCGCAGGUAGCGUUAGCAGACGCAACACUCAGACACAGGGGGGUCAAGGAGGAGGGCAGUCGCAGAGUCAAGCUCAGACUGCUGCUUCACAAAACCGUAACGCCAAUGCCACCGACAGUACGUCUCAUGGCCUUCCUACGAGAAGGAUGCUCAUGGCGAUGGAUAGUAGUGACUCCGACGCCGACCAAGACUCAUCAACACCACCACCACCAUACUCAGCGACACCAACAGAGCCAGCAACAGCAGCAGCAGAACCAUCAAGGUCGCGAGCGGCCAAGGCGGCUGAGAAGGCAGCUGCUGCUAGGAGGGCGCAGCAGACGGCCACCACACAAUCCGAGGUAUCAUCUGGAUCCGGUGUGGGUAGCAAGCAUGGUGCUCCAGCGAGUGGUGGUGGUGGUGGACAGCCGGCGGCGAAGAGAGCGAAGACGACGACGGGAAGCGGGAGAAGGUUCGAGGUUAAGGAUAGCGAUGAGGAUAGUGAUGAGAGUGAUGAUGGGUUGAAGUUUAGGUUUGGUAGGAGGAAGUAG